Messenger RNA from Prorocentrum cordatum, 267 nucleotides. Lineage: Eukaryota; Dinophyceae; Prorocentrales; Prorocentraceae. The record is from the annotation of a GenBank genome assembly.
AUGCGUGGGACGUCCAAGUGCUCCAGCUUCGCACACCUUCGCCCGCCGUCGUCUCCAGUCAAGAAGGAAACGUUGACCGUUUCGUCCAUCGCGCGGCCAUUGCUCGCCACCAAGAUGGCUGAGAUGGAGAAGCAGCUGGAGGGCGUGGAGACCAACGGCAUGGAGUUGGACGAUGGCUGCCGCCUGGCGUCCGCCCCCGAAGCUACCGCGAUCCAGAAGAAGGCCACGCUCGAGGAGAUCGAUCGCUCGCUCAAGUCCAUCGCCGGA